Adineta steineri is the source of this 1632-nucleotide messenger RNA. The record is from the annotation of a GenBank genome assembly. Lineage: Eukaryota; Metazoa; Rotifera; Eurotatoria; Adinetida; Adinetidae.
AUGAUUUCUCGGCAUUUAUCGUUACUUACACAUCGUUUACCUUAUAAUUCAAUAUUCUAUCGUCGAUUUCUAACUGAAGUUAAUUUAGUUAAAAAUCUUUCUUCACCAUCGAAUAAUUAUGAUGCUUUAGUAAUUGUUGCUACUGAAUUAGAUCAAAUUAAAGAACAUGUUGAUAGUUCAGUAAUACAAGAUCUACAAGCAUUUAAUCAAUUAAAUAAAAAAUUCGAUAAAGAAAUUACAUUAACAAUUAAUAAUACUGUUCCAGGCAAACGACUUAUCUAUUCACCAACUGGUAAAAUAAAUCGAGAUUAUGAUGAUGUACGUCGUUUUACGGAUGCAGCAUCAGCUGGUAUGAAAAAAGCAUUAUCACUUGGUGCUAAAUCUCCAUUAAUUGCAACUUUUGGCUCAAAAUUAUAUAAACAAUCAAGUUUAGUUGCUUUACUAUCUGCACUUGAAACAACUUAUGUGCCAUUACAAGUUCGAGAAGAUAAACCUGAACGUAAGACUAAAGUCGAUCGAUUAGGUGUUUAUAUUGGUGACACAUCAUCUGCUAGUGAUUCUCAUGAAAAAUUAAUAAAUUAUGCUCGAGCUAUUGAAUUAGGACGUGUUGUGGGUAGAGACAUAGGUGGAUCAGAUCCUGAACGUAUGGCACCACCACGUGUUGCUGAUUAUGUUCAAGAUUUAUUUGCUCAAUCAUCUGGUAUUAAAAUUAGUAUAAUAAAAGAUCUCACUGAAAUUGAAAAAAAAUUUCCUUUAUUUUCUGCUGUUAAUCGAGCUGCCAAUCAUAUUGAACGUCAUCAGGGUCGAUUAAUAUUUCUUGAAUAUACAGGUGAAGGUGAGAUUAAUUCAACUGCAUUACUUGUUGGUAAAGGUGUUACUUAUGAUACCGGUGGUCUUGAUAUAAAAACUGGUGGUAAUAUGACAAGCAUGUCGUAUGAUAAAUGUGGUGCUGCUAAUGUAGCUGGUUUUUUUAAAGUUCUUUCUGAAUUAAAACCCAAACAAUUCAAAGCAAUUGGUGUUCUAGCUGUUGCACGUAAUAGUUGUGGUGAAGAUGGUUAUGUAACAGAUGAAAUUUUAAAAGCAAGAACUGGUGUUCGUAUUCGUAUUGGAAAUACAGAUGCUGAAGGGCGACUAGUUAUGGCUGAUUCAUUAUGUUAUAUGAAAGAAUUAGCAUUAAAAGAAAUUAAUCCACAAUUAUUUACUAUAGCGACAUUAACUGGACAUGCUGCUCGUACAUAUGGAGAUAAUUAUACGGUAGUCAUGGAUAAUGGACCAGCACGAAAGAAUGGAAUAGCUCAACAACUUCAAUCGGCAGGAGAAGAAAUUGGUGAUCUAUUUGAAGUUUCAACUGUUCGGCGAGAAGACUAUGAUUUUGUUAAUGAUAAAAGUGAAGUAGCUGAUGUAUUACAAUGUAAAAAAGAUGCAGGUAAUGCAGGAGCUCGCGGUCAUCAAUAUCCAGCUGCAUUUCUUGCUCGAGCAUCUGGUCUCGAUAAACAUGGUUGUGAUUCCGAGAAACCAUUGAGUUAUACACAUUUGGAUAUUGCUGGUAGUGCUGGUAAAUUACCAAAUUCACCAACUGCUCGUCCAAUACCAGCUUUAUGUCAUAUGCUUAUUGCUGAUCGUGUUUUGUAA